Messenger RNA from Labrus bergylta (ballan wrasse), 3060 nucleotides. It is a transcript of the gene lars2, whose product is annotated as leucyl-tRNA synthetase 2, mitochondrial. The record is from RefSeq and is a predicted model, not a curated record. Gene Ontology annotation, molecular function: ATP binding; leucine-tRNA ligase activity; aminoacyl-tRNA deacylase activity. Lineage: Eukaryota; Metazoa; Chordata; Actinopteri; Labriformes; Labridae. Gene Ontology annotation, cellular component: mitochondrion. Gene Ontology annotation, biological process: leucyl-tRNA aminoacylation; mitochondrial translation.
UGGCGGCGCCCAUGGCGAAGUCGUGAUUAGGGGGAAACAGGUCAUACAACUCAUAUUUAAAAGCUGGGUUUGACGUGUAUAACAUGGAUUUUGGUAUUGGGAUAUAAGACCAUAACGCAGACAUAGAGCAGCGGGAAAUAAAACGGUGACGGAGCCAUGCAGGCCUCGAUGAGGACGUUAGCUCUGUGUCCCCUGGGCGUUGCCAGGUUGGGUAAAAUCCCAUCACCCCGCCUCCUGUCCCCCUGCAUCCGCACCCUGUUCAGUGAGACAGGAGUGUGGGAGAAAGACUACCGAACAGAGACCAGACGCAGAGUGGAGGAAUGGUGGCACCCACGAAUCAUGGCACAUGGGAGGAAAGAUGCACAAGAGGAGGGCUCCAACAGGAAGAAGUUUUAUGUCCUCUCCAUGUUCCCGUACCCGUCAGGACGACUUCACAUGGGACACGUGCGAGUUUAUACCAUCAGCGACACUAUCGGCCACUUCCAGAGGAUGAGAGGCCAUCAGGUGUUGAAUCCGAUGGGUUGGGAUGCUUUUGGACUCCCUGCAGAAAACGCAGCCAUAGAGAGAGGUCUGGACCCAGGAGAGUGGACUAUAAGCAACAUCCAGUCCAUGCGCGAGCAGCUGGACAGCCUCGGCCUCUGCUUCAACUGGGACAGAGAAGUGACCACCUGUCUUCCAGACUACUACAGGUGGACGCAGUAUCUGUUCAUCAAGCUCUUUAAAGCCGGACUUGCGUAUCAGAAAGAGGCUGUGGUGAACUGGGACCCUGUAGAUCAGACGGUGCUGGCUGAUGAGCAGGUGGAUGAAAAGGGUCGCUCCUGGAGGUCUGGUGCCCUGGUGGAGCAGAAGCUGCUCACACAAUGGUUCAUUAAGACCACAAAUUAUGCCAAGCCUCUUCUGGACGCCCUGGCAGAUCUUCCAGAGUGGUACGGGGUCAAAGCCAUGCAGGCAAACUGGAUUGGAGAGUGCACCGGAUGCUACUUUGAUUUUAAACUUAAGCUGAAUGGAGAGGAGACAGGGGAAACCCUGUCAGCCUACAGCUCCUCUCCUGAGACAGUGUUUGGAGCAGCUUACCUCGCCAUUCUGCCCUCCCACAGACUGCUACACGGGAGCAGCUCAGUCCGCUCUGCCUUGGAGAAAGUCUUAAAGCCGGGCAGAGACUGCCUGACAGAGGUCACCGCUCGCAACCUGUUCACCAGCCAGGAGGUUCCCCUGGUUAUCUCCCACAGAGAGGCGUUUGAUGGCUAUCUAGAUACUGUGAUUGGAACCCCAGACUGCAGUGAGGAGGAUCUGUCUGUGGCCAGAGAUCUGAACCUGAUGUGGAAAACGGUGCUAAAAAGUGAUGAAGAUGGGACACAAACUCUCAUUAACUCUAAUGAGUUCUCAGGCCUAACCAGGCAGCAGGCAUUUAACUCCGUUACCCAGAAGGCCAGAGAGCAGAGGGUCGGUGGUCACCUCACCAGCUCCAAGCUCAGGGACUGGUUGAUAUCAAGACAGCGGUACUGGGGAACACCCAUCCCUGUGGUGCAUUGUGGGUCUUGCGGUGCGGUUGCUGUCCCUGAGGAGGAGCUACCUGUUGUUUUACCGAAGCUGCCGUCUCUUAAGGGAAAAGGUGCAUCACCACUCGAUGCCGCUCAUGAUUGGGUCAACUGCAAAUGUCCCAGAUGUAAAGGCCCCGCCAGGAGGGAGACCGAUACCAUGGACACAUUUGUGGACUCCGCCUGGUAUUACUUCAGAUACACUGACCCUCAUAACAAUCACAGGCCCUUUGAGCGCCGCCUGGCCGAUCACUGGCUACCUGUAGACGUUUACAUCGGAGGGAAGGAGCAUGCGGUUAUGCACUUGUACUACGCUCGCUUUUUAAGUCACUUCUGCAGGGACCAGGGUCUUGUGGCUCACAGGGAGCCUUUCAGGAAGCUGCUGGUCCAGGGUCUGAUUAAAGGCCAGACUUUCAGACUGGCAGACAGUGGGCAGUACCUGAAGAGAGAAGAGAUAGACUUCACAGAUAAGGAGCCGGUGGCGGUAGGCGGUGGUUGUGUUGAGGUGACGUAUGAGAAGAUGAGUAAGUCUAAACACAACGGUCUGGACCCACAGGAAGUGGUGCAGCAGUAUGGCGUGGAUACAGUUCGGCUUUAUAUCCUCUACGCAGCGCCGCCUGAACAAGACAUCCUCUGGAAUGUGAAGACUGAUGCCCUCCCCGGGGUCCUGCGAUGGCAGUCCCGGCUCUGGCAGCUGGUGACCAAGCUGAGAGCGGCUCGGCAGCUUGCAGGUAUCCCAGACCCCUCUGUGCUGAAAAAGAAAGAGCUGGCAGAGGUCAAGAAGAUCUGGGAAAAUAAGAACUACGCUAUUCAAGAGGUGACAUCUCACUUCACAGAGGACUUCCUUUUCAACGCGGCCAUUUCUCGCCUGAUGGGACUCACCAACACUCUGAGUAGUGCAACAGUAAGGGUCAUGCAGCACAGUGUGGAGUUUGAGGAAGCUCUGGCUGCACUCAUAAUGAUGGCAGCACCCAUGGCCCCUCACCUGGCCUCGGAGGUUUGGGCAGGUCUUUGUCAGGUGCAGAACCCCCUCACUCCACUACUCCAGCAGGGAGGAGACGUCCUGCAACAGUCCUGGCCGAAUGUGGACCCAGAGUACCUGGAUGUCCCUGACUUUGUGGAGCUGUCUGUUCUGAUAAACAACAAGCCGUGUGGGACAGUGACCGUGCCUCUGCAGGUGUCCAAAGACUUUGAGCGGGUGCAGCAGCUCGUCCUGGAGAGCCCGCUUGGACAGAAGCAUCUCGGGGAGCACAACAUUAAGAGAGCCAUCCUCUCCCCCAGGACCGCCCUCAUCAACUUCCUCACUGAUGAAUGAUGUUUGUAAUUGUAUCUCUGCAACAUGAAUGCCUGUCAAUCUGUGACUAAGCAGGCAGAGGCGAACAAAAAAACUGGUACUUUUGUUAUAAAUGAAGCAAAAGGGUGGAAGCUGUUUUUUAUAAACUGUCAUAAUUUCAAUGUAAAUAUAUCUAUUGUAUUUAUACAAUACUUUCCUGUCUUUUUUAAAAUAAAGAUUCAAAAGCAA